Phascolarctos cinereus (koala) is the source of this 2393-nucleotide messenger RNA. RefSeq names its product eukaryotic translation initiation factor 2D (gene EIF2D). The record is from RefSeq and is a predicted model, not a curated record. Lineage: Eukaryota; Metazoa; Chordata; Mammalia; Diprotodontia; Phascolarctidae. Gene Ontology annotation, molecular function: translation initiation factor activity. Gene Ontology annotation, biological process: formation of translation preinitiation complex; translational initiation.
UCCCGCCUGUGUAUCAUCGCCGGGGGCGGGAGAGGGACGAGCCUCUGUUUCUGGCCGGGCCUUUUUAGGAGCAGGACCGACAUGGCAGCCCCCAGGGCCACGGGCCGGGAGCCGAGAUGGUCGUCGCCCUGAUGGGGUGCCUUCCUUAGCAGGCGCGCCGGGGCAGCUCCCAGCCCAGCCCAGGCCGAGCCUCCGCCCCCUGCUUGCUUUCCCCGGCGGCGGCGGCGGCGGUAGCGGCGUGUACGCCGUCAUGUUCUCUAAGGCCUUUCGGGUUAAGUCCAACACGGCAGUCAAGGGGUCGGACAGGAGGAAGCUUCGGGCUGAUGUGGCAGUUGCUUUCCCUGCCUUUGGGCCAGAGCAGCUGUCGGAACUAGUGCCUGGGAAGGACGAGCUCAACAUUGUGAAGCUGUACGCUCACAAAGGAGAUGCCGUCGCUGUGUAUGUGAGUGGUGGAAACCCUGUUCUGUUUGAGCUGAAAGGAACUCUGUAUCCCACAGUGUACACCUUAUGGUCUUACCCUAAUCUUCUGCCGGUCUUCACAACAUGGCCUCCUGUGCUGGAGAAGCUGGUUGGGGGAGCAGAUUUGAUGCUGCCUGGCCUCAUGGUGCCACCUGGUGGCCUGCCUCAGGUACAGCAGGGUGACCUUUGUGCCGUCACCUUGGUCGGCAGCAGGGCUCCUGUUGCAAUUGGAGUGGCCACCAUGUCUACAGCUGAGAUGCUGGCCUCUGGACUGAAGGGGAGAGGUUUUACGGUGCUCCAUACCUACCUUGACCAUUUGUGGCAAUUUGGGGACAAAUCAUCUCCACCCACCAUUCCCCUAUUGGACCAGGAUCCUCCAGAAUGUAGGGGGAACGCUAAAGAGGAGGGGCCAGUACAGGUAGAUUCUGUUCUUCAGGGAGACAUGGACCGUCUCACCCUGCAAGGAGACGAGGAGAGCAGUGUGGCUCACAAGACACACCCUUCAGAAGCCACCGAGGAGUUGAGGGAAGCGGGAAUGGACCAGGAGCCAGCUGAUAGCAAGACUUUUCAAGAGCAAAUGGAUGAGCUGCUGCUGAGAUGUUUCUUCCAUGCCCUGAAGUGCCGGGUCACAAAGGCUGACCUCCCUUUACUCACCAGCACUUUCCUGGGUAGCCACAUGUUUUCCUGCUGCCCUGAAGGACAACAGUUGGACAUAAAGAAGUCAAGCUACAAAAAGCUCUCCAAGUUUCUGCAUCACAUGAUGAAGGAGCAGAUUGUGCAGGUGAAGGAAUUGAGCAAAGGUGUGGAGAGCAUUGUGGCUGUGGACUGGAAACACCCCAGCAUUACAUCUUUUGUUGUGCCUGAGCCCUCCCCAACUGCCCAGAGUGUCCAAGAGGAUACCAAGGAAAAGCCUUAUCACCCACCGGAGAUCGAAUCCCUUUACUGUAUCCCAGCCAACAUGAUUUCUCUCUUCCAGGUGUCUGGCCACAAGAAGGGGAGUACCCUUUCAGGCAGUGAAGUCCGUGCAAUCAUCAUUGACUAUGCAAAGAAAAACAACCUAGUUGAUGCAGACAACAAAAAUCUUGUGAAGAUGGAUCCCAUCUUGUGUGACUGCAUCUUGGAAAAAGCUGAACAAAACACAAUAUCAAGGCUUCCAUGGGAUAAACUCAUUGAAAGGUGCCUGCAGAGAUUGAAACCUGCCUAUCAAGUGACCUUUUAUGGCCAAGAGCCUACUGUGAAGAAAGGAAAAAUCUGUCCAAUUGACAUUACCUUAGCACAGAGAGCAUGCAAUAAAAAGGUCCGCCAUUUUGCUCUCUUAAGCCCUCCUACAAGCACCGCUCCGGCCCUCGCUCCUCUGCUUUCAAGGGGAGUCCCGCGCCUGCGCAUCGCCACGCGUCCAGGGUCCGAGCCGACAGCAACCGAGUCCUCGUCUCCGAAAGCGGCGAAAGCUUGUCCGGAAUUUUCUUAGAAUGGAAGCUUCCUGAAGGCAGGUGGCAGAGACAUGCACCAUCUUGUCUUGAUUCAAAAGUAAAGCAAGGUCUUGUCUCUGUUGGUUAAGAUUUACUUUACAGAUGAGAAAAAUGAGGUGACUCUCCCCAGGCCAAGCAGCACAAAAUAAAUAAAGGUCAGAUGCAAACUCUCAUGGCAGAAAGAGCUCAUCACUCUUUUCCCUGCCUCUCUGAUAUUCCAGCACUCUCAGGCUGUGGGCCUGAGGUGGAGGAAGCAUCCAGGUUGGGAAGAUGACGGCUGCACCGACGUCAAGAAGCUGCUGGGCUAACCCCAAAGAAGUGCCCACAACAGAGCCAGCCUCUGCCUUCCCUGCUUUCAGCCAGGAUGGCUGGGAAGGUCUCACCAACUUGGAUCAUACAAGGUCAUUUCCUCUUCCCACUCCCCAACCUCCUUAGAGCUGAUAAAUGUUAAGAUCUACCACUAAU